AUGAAAUCUCUACAGGAGCGGCGCUCCUUCACGUUCUUUUCUCUUCUUCCCCUCAUCACACUUGUCAUUCUCCUUAUCCUACCGUACGGAUACGCACAAUCCUAUGACAACAAAUUUACAUACAACGAAUCUAUUGAGGGGCUCACGGUGGCGGAUGCCACAGCUGAAAUUGAUGGGACCACAUUAGUUCGUCUUCAAAAGGCAGCCGGUGAUCCUCAAUGUGCUUUUACUAAGGACAUAUAUCUUCGAAUUAUCCUCCCUAAUAAUACUGUAAUCGCCUCCACGCCCCAACUUAACAUGAGCAGUUAUAAUUACUGUUCCAAUUUUACUAGCACGAGCAGAAUAUCAAUGAUCAGUUUGAUAGAGGGUUGGGUAUAUCUGACGUACCUAGAAGACGUAGGAGUUGCUCAAUUUCAACAAUACGGAGUCCCUAUCUCGUAUAAUGGGACGGUGGGCGAGAUCAAGUUGUUGCUGAAUUAUGACGAUGGCUUUCCUGGUAGUCUUUACAGAAGUAUGAUUCCUGAGGCUGGGUUCUUGUUUGCAAAGGUUGUACGCGAAGACAGGUCGAUAGUUUGGAGACGAUAUUCGACAGUAACCGAAGAUGGAAAAAUCUACGCUUUAGGUAAUGGCACCUUCGCCCCCAAUCUCAGGGAUGGAACUCAAACGUUUGGUAGCAACAUCUUUCGCACAAUCGACGGUGGAUAUGGUUGUGCCUUUGUUGUAACGAACCUUAACGUUCAGAACACAAAGACUACAACCACCUCUCAAUGGAGUUUACAAGUUUUGUUCCUCCAUCCAGACACUAACAAAGUCUCCAAGCCAAGCGAUAUAUGGACAAGCCCAGCAGGUGUCUCAGACGUUCAGCUCGGCAAUAACGCGUGUAAUAUAGCAUAUGACGGUAGCGGAUAUGUUUGCGUAUUACUAGUCUCUACGGGCCAAACUCAGGCGUUGCGUCAAGUGAAUUUCUAUUCAACGGGAGCAUCUUAUGACAGCUUUACACUGGGAUUUGAUCCCAAGGAUGUUGCCGUCGCCGAUAGGAUAAGUCCAUUAUUCUACGGAGGUUACAUGAUAGUUAACUUAGUUGAUUCGACACGUAGAGUCGCUCAAAAUGUAAUCAUGCUAGACCCAAGCGGUAAAGUCGCGAAAACCAUUAAACUCGUGAGUCAAGUCUUUAUAGUAAAUGUCUAUGCAAGAAAUAAUACCGCUUGGCAUUGGAUGAAUGAUUCGCCACAGUCUUGGUCAAUCGUAUCUUACUACUUGCCCAAAUUUACAACUUAUGGCAUUGACUAUCAGAAUCCAAACGUUGUAACAACAUCGCCUACCAUUGGCGAGGAAAUACCGAUUCGCAAGACUGAUGUAAGCAUCACAUACAACAUGCAAGUGAAACCAAACACAGGAAACGUCACUAUAUACGCUACUGAUGGCAUCAACAAAUUUCUCCGUCAAACAUACUCGCCAGUCUAUUUGCAAUACUGGACAAUAGAUGCAAAAAAUGAAACAGUGACUCUGCAGGUGCUAAACAGUACUUUUAAUCAACCCAACAUGACUUACUUUGUAGUGUUAGAGAAUGGGUUUGUAAGCUCAAAGGACACUGAAGAGUCGAUUCUUGGGAUUUAUGCUGGGAAAUGGUCAUUCCAUACAUCUUCCGUACAACCACAGGAUAUCUAUUCACCCGGCGCUACAGCAAUCAUUAGCCUAACUUCUUGGGGCAGUUCUCAUUUUCUCGGACUCUCCAACGCUGACCGUUCUAACUUCCUCUCCUCUCUCAGCAACUCUCUUGCAUCCAUUGUCCCAGCCUCUCCAGCCCGACUAUCUAUUUCCACGAAAUUCCAAAUCGACUCUAAAACCGGUCAAGAUCGGGUGCUAUUAUCUCUUAAAGUCAGUUCGGCUACCAGUAGCUCAGAAAUGGGCGUGGAUUCAGUACUUAAAGAUUUGGACGUGCUUAUUAGGAAUAAGGCAAUUACGGCAGCUUCUCGUAUACCAGAGACUGUGCUCGUGGACGAAAAUUAUGGUGUCCACGUAAAACCUAAUUUAUGGGAUGAGUAUAAACUGAAUAUACUCAUUGCGGGGGCGACAGUAUUUUUUAUAGGACUACUUUAUCUCUUGGCAUGUCGUAUUAACCCAGAGGCCCAAAAUAGUGCGAUUUUCACUCUUACACUCGUUCUGUAUGACUUUGCUGUUGACGUCGCUUUCAUUGUGUCGAAUGGAAAAGACGUACCGUCAUUAUACGUUCCAAGCAUCCUCAUCCUUAUAGUUACGAUUGUCUACAGCAUGUCUAUGGCUCUAUACAUAAUGAUCUCUGAGAAUACACGUUCGUAUAAAUUCCAUAUCUGGACCCAAUCAUAUUCGCAGGUUGCUGCCAUUUUCACAGUCAUAGCUGCAGCAGAUAUUGAAGUGUUGACCGUGAUAGGCAGCAAACUGUGUAAAUCGCCAUUUUUCUCUGCGCCUUUCAGUGAACAAGCGCAUCAUAUGAUAUUUUGGGCGAGCACUGGUAGCUUCUUUCUUGAGGAUGUGCCACAGUUCAUUGUUCAGGUCAUUUAUCAAAAUAAUACCAUUACAUAUGACAUAAUCCCACUGUUAUCUCUUGUCUCCGCAUCGGUUAUGCUUGUAAUCAACUUUAUUACUCGCGUUUACUACGGAAUCACUCUAGUGCGUGCUCAUAAGGCUACCAGUCACUUUGACAGUGCAGAUGAGUCAGCAUCUGUUUCAGGCUCGAUGGAUACGAAAGAGAUAACUGAUGAGACACAUUUGUCGUCUCGCUAG
Messenger RNA from Paraglomus brasilianum, 2763 nucleotides. Lineage: Eukaryota; Fungi; Glomeromycota; Glomeromycetes; Paraglomerales; Paraglomeraceae. The record is from the annotation of a GenBank genome assembly.